CUCUUCCCCUACCAAUGUACAUUUUGCAGUUGGCCUAAGGCAUAGAAUUACUCGCAUAUACAUACAAUUUCUCCGUAUCUCAACACCUCUCUCUUUCUCUCUCUAGACUCUCUCCCUCUCUCCAAAUGAGGGGGCGCUUCCAUAGCUCGCAACGAAGGAUAACUCCCUUUAGAUGACGACACCCUUUUCAGCCGUCAUCGCCGCCACUAUACUGUUCCUUGCCGCCGUCUCCCCUCCGCCGCUGUGUGUCCAUGCGCUUGGCGGCUCCGCGGCCACCAUCGCCGUCGUCUACGGCUCUGCCACCACCAUCUGCACCAUAGCUGCGGAGCAAGCUAUCCAACAGAUUCAAUGUUGGAGUAACGGCCAAUUACUUCCGCCCAUCCUUCCUACCACCUCCUUCGACGCUGUCGCGGGCGGUAGCGACACCCUUUGCGGCGUUCGCUCCGGCGGUUUCAGCCUUCUCUGCUGGAACACGACCUUCAUCCCCAAGAGGAUAUACAACAACGCUUCGGCUCCGCUAACUUCCCUUGCAAUUGGCGACACUCAAAUUUGUGCGCUUAAAAACGCCACCAUGGGAGAAAAUGCCAUUUGCUGGCGAGGAGAUAAUGUUUCUUCCGCUCAAUUUCCAAAUGGGAGCACACAAUUUCGCGUGAUUUCAUCGGGGUUGGGAUUCUCUUGCGGAGUUCUGGAUAGUAACAAUCAGGUCUUAUGUUGGGGAGAUGAUGGUAUUUCUCGUUCGAUUGAAAUGGAGUUUGCAAACUUAUCCAUGGCAAAUGUUCAAGUAGGUGGAAGGCAUGCUUGUGGAAUUGAUAAUUCGGGAUUUGUAGUUUGCAAAGGAGAUAAUAACAAUGGGCAGUUGAAUAUACCGGCAAAUUCAGCAUACGAAUACAGGGCCUUGGCGCUCGGAGCAAACCAUAGUUGCGCGCUCAGAAGAUUGAACCGCACGGUGGUCUGUUGGGGCGGAAAUGGUGAAUUUUCGAGUAAUAUUACUAAUGGGAUUUCAUUUGAGUCCAUUGUUGCAGGUCUUAAUUUCACUUGUGGAUUGAUCACUAGCAACUUUACAGUAAUCUGUUGGGGCCCUGGUUGGCCUAAUUAUGCUUCAGGGAUUGAGCUGCCCUUGCAGAAGACUCUUCCAGGCCCCUGCGUCAACACGCCUUGUCAAUGUAAUAUAUAUCCUGAAUCCCAAACUCUUUGUUCUGGAAAUGGUCAUAUUUGUAGGGCUUGUGAUAUUCCGAUUUCGAUUUCACCACCAUCACUUCCAUUACCACCUAGCGUUAGUCCCUCCCCUUCUUCACCGUCCAGAGGGCUCAGAAGGGGUUUAUUGGCUUUCGUGAUUGUUGGAUCAGUUGGGGGAUUCGCAGGUAUUUGUUCGGUAAUAUAUUGUUUGUGGGCUGGUGUUUGUUUUGGGAAGAAGAAGAUACAUAAUUCUGUGCAGCCAACCAUUACUGGUGCUAAUGCCGCUCAGCAAUCUGGCAGCAAUCCGCCUUCCCGAUCGGCCACUCUUAGGCGCCAAGGCUCUAUGCUCAUAAGACGUCAGAGGAGUGGAACGUCGUCCAAACACGCAGACAAGGCCGAGGAGUUUUUGUUUUCUGACCUUGCAGCUGCUACCAAUGAUUUCUCUUUAGAGAACAAGAUAGGUGCCGGGAGUUUUGGGGUCGUUUACAAAGGGAAACUACCUGAUGGACGUGAAGUCGCUAUUAAGAGAAGCGAGACGGGCCCAAAAACAAAGAAAUUCCAAGAGAAAGAGACCGCGUUCGAGUCAGAACUUGCGUUCUUAUCUCGACUUCAUCACAAGCAUUUGGUUAGGCUGGUUGGUUACUGUGAAGAGAGGGAUGAAAGAUUGUUGGUUUAUGAGUAUAUGAAGAAUGGAGCUCUUUAUGAUCAUUUACAUGACAAGAACAAUGUCCAGAAGAGUAGCAGUGUGCUAAAUUCUUGGAAGAUUAGGAUAAAGAUUGCACUAGAUGCUGCUCGUGGCAUCGAGUACCUGCAUAACUAUGCAGUCCCCCCCAUAAUCCAUAGGGACAUUAAGUCUUCAAACAUCUUGCUGGACGCAAACUGGACAGCAAGAGUUUCGGAUUUUGGGUUGUCGUUAAUGGGGCCGGAGAAUGACCGUGAUUACAGGCCGAUGAAGGCGGCCGGUACCGUUGGUUACAUAGAUCCAGAAUAUUAUGGACUAAAUGUCUUGACUGCAAAAAGUGAUGUUUAUGGUCUUGGAGUAGUGUUGUUAGAACUUCUGACAGGGAAGAGGGCUAUCUUCAAAACGGGUGAAAAUGGGGGUGCCCCUAUCAGCGUGGUUGACUAUGCUGUUCCAGCAAUAUUGGCCGGAGAAUUGGGCAGGAUUCUCGACCAUCGGGUCGGUCCGCCUGAGCUGAAUGAAUCUGAGGCGGUGGAGUUGGUGGCAUACACCGCUAUGCAUUGCGUGCAUUUGGAAGGCAAAGAUAGGCCUACAAUGACUGACAUUGUUGCCAAUUUGGAAAGAGCGUUGGCUCUAUGUGCAGAUAGCCAUGGCAGCAUCUCAAGUGGACCAAUCUCCAUUGUUUCAGACUGAAAUUUAGAAUAGACAAAAACAAAAGAAUUUGAUUCUUUUCCUCUGUUUUUUCUUCCACUUUUUGAGAUUGUUUUCAGCUGAAUUUGUUGGUAUAUUUUUGUAGAGUAAAGGAGAUUUUUUCUAACACUGAGCUGUAGUGUGGGAGUUUUUGUAAAAUCAUUGAUAGCCACCACUACUUCUUCACAUAAUUAUUUCUCAAGGAAUCGUUCAAU
Molecule: messenger RNA, 2760 nt
Organism: Sesamum indicum (sesame)
Lineage: Eukaryota; Viridiplantae; Streptophyta; Magnoliopsida; Lamiales; Pedaliaceae
Product: putative serine/threonine-protein kinase-like protein CCR3
Biological process (GO): protein phosphorylation
Molecular function (GO): ATP binding; protein kinase activity
Source: RefSeq, a predicted model, not a curated record